Pectinophora gossypiella (pink bollworm) is the source of this 2152-nucleotide messenger RNA. RefSeq names its product dentin sialophosphoprotein-like. The record is from RefSeq and is a predicted model, not a curated record. NCBI's taxonomy places the organism in Eukaryota, Metazoa, Arthropoda, Insecta, Lepidoptera, Gelechiidae. Bases 18 to 1826 code for a protein of 602 amino acids. The transcript is spliced from 3 exons.
UCGGAAAGUCCAAUAAAAUGAGACUUUUAUUCGUCUGUCUCAUUUUUACGGCUUUUGUGGCUGUUGGAGGUUUUCCGGCAUUACCAAGAAAAUCAUCCACUCAAACAGUCCACAAGUCAUCCAGUUCCAGCUCAUUCAAAUCCAGUUCUACAAAGACACAGAUUAGUAAGACAAACUCAGAUGGAAUAGUUACUACUCAAACAAAAGGCCAGAGUACCAGCUUAGGGUCCAAUGAGAGCCAAACUUCAUUGAAAUCUGAAAUAACAAAUGGAUCUGACAAGAUUGUCAAAGAAGAGUCUACUGGAAGUGCUAGUGUACAAGGCGCCAGCACUGCUUACAAGACACAAACAAAACGUAAAAUCGAUGGAAUAGAUAAUGAUCAUGAGAAUGAUAGUGAUAAUACCAAUGGAAAUCAUGAUAAUGACGCUAGACCUGUCGGAGAACCAUCUAACACAGAUAACAAUGCACAUAAAGAUAAAAAAGUUGACACAAAUCCUGAUGAUGUAAACGAAUUUACAUCGCAAACAUUCCAAUCAUCGACUUACGGUACUUAUUCGAGCAGAAUGAAAGAAAAUGACAAAGGUAAGAGUAACAGCGUAAAAGCUACAAGUUUAAGUAACGUAGCUGCUACUAAUACCAACGUCAACGGUACAGGGUCAUAUGCUAACGCGAAUCAGUCAUCUGAUAGCAAAGUUUUGACUAGCAAAACUAAAACAAGGGGAGAUAAAACUACUGUUAAUUUCCAAAACUCAACUCUAACCAGCGAUUCUGCGGCUAGCAGUCAAACUACUGACAAAGGCACAGCUACGAGUGUGCGACAGCAAUCCUUAUCUGAAGCUACAAAUAUUAACCAAGAAACGGUUAAUGGUAACACUACGGGUUCCGUGCAACAAGGCAGAAGUUAUCAAGGCAUAGCUUACGCUCAGCAUAGUGACAGUGACCAGGGAAAUGCUGGCACUAAUCAGCUCAGCGAUAACAGUCAAGAAGCUUCGAAUGGCCUCCGAUCUUUAUCUACUAAUCGUAAGAACCAAGCUAUAACAACUGUACAUACAGAUCGAAACGGUGCUUCCGCUGGAGUCAUACAGACUGGUGACCUUGGACUUGGUUCCAACGGUAGAAGACACUCUUCAAAUCUAUCUGUCUCUAGCAACCAAUCAACUGGUAGUCAGGCAACUAAAACUGGCACGUCCACAUCUAAUAACUCGAGUAACAAAAACGAAAAGAAAAGAACUCGUAGAACGGGCACUAAUUAUGAUGAAAGCAAGACAUCUGAUCUUUCUAGCAGACAAACAAAUAAAGAUAACCAAACAAGUAAUAACGGAUCUAACAUUGCAAGUCAAAACAGCGAGAGUGAUCAAAGAAGCUUGGCAGAGAAAGGAGCAACCACCAAACAGGUUUACGAUAAUAACCAAAAUAUUGCAGUAGUUUCCAGGUCCAUAGAACCUCCACCAAGUAAUAACCAGGACAAUGAUGUCCAAGACGCCCAUGCAACAGAGACUCAUCCGUUAAGCGAUCAGCCAAGUAUAGUCAAAAUAGGUCAGACAUUGACGAAUGAACCAGCUAAUAAACAGGAUAAUAACAUUCAAAAUAUGCAUGCAACAGAGACUGACUCGACAAACAAUCCGUCUAAUGAAACUGUCGAAAGAAGCGUAGAUGAACCAUCUGGUAAACAAAUUGACAGCAAUGAACGCACGCAUACUGGUCCGACAGACGAUAAAGGCAACGAAUGUGUUGUUGAAAAUGAUUCAACUGGUGACCACGAUAAUAACAAUGAUCACACUGCAGUGACAGAUAAUUGUGGUAGCGACGUUCCACAUCCAGAUUAAAAGUACAAGCUACGAGAUUAAUUGAUUAAAUUAGGUUUGAGGUUUGUUUAAAAAUGUAAGAAAGAAAGAAAGAAACAUUUAUUAUUUAGGACACCACAGACACGGAUAACAUAAUAUAUAUACGUACAUUAUAAUGACAUCACAUCAAAAGUCAACGCACACACGGAAUAUUUUCUAUAUAGAAACAUGGAAAACGAACACAGAAACUUAUACCUAAAUUAAAUGUGACGUCAUGUCGGCUUACCUAUGUGUAGUGGAUGGUGUCCCGUGUAAAAGGUCCUCACUGGAUAGGUUUAAAAUAAAGUAUAUUUGAUUACCCAUUUGAA